UUGUUUUGUUUUGUUUUGUUUUGCAUUGUAGGGACACAAGGCUUAGAGCAUAAAACGAUGAAUAGAGUUAGAAGUGCACUGUGCAGAGUGGGUGCAGUGCUUUGGAUUACAGAGGAUUUGUGAUGCUAAAGCCCACCUCAGCAGGUAUCUUUUUGUUCAGAGUUUACUGGCACUGGCUCCUUCCUAUGGAUAUACAAUGGACAAGGAACAACCUAUUAGGCAUUUUUGUCCAAACACCAUCUCUCUGGCUUCACAUAUGUACACAUAUGCUUAUGAUAAGUUUCUGCCUGAACCAGGCCAGUACUUUAGCCAAAUUUGUAACUCUGAUCUGCACAUGAACCUGAAAUAAAUAGCUUUGUACUUAUGCUUUUAAAGAAAAAUAAUUGACAUGUUUGUAUAGGUUCCAUUCUAGUUCUUUGAGUUCAAAGUCCUGUGUUGAGCCAGUAUCAGAGUGACUUUGACUCUAGAGCUGAAAUCUCAUGGGAGAAAAAGAGCUCUGUGUUAACAGCUCUUGUCCUAGAAGACAGAUAUCCAAUGUUUCUUAUCUUUCUGCUCCUCCCAAGUUCACUGUAAAUUCUGGAAGGGUCAUACUGGUAUCCAGACCACUGGCCCUACUUGUAGUUGCAGACAGCUUGUUAUUCCUUGACGAGGUGUGCUUUCCCCCUCCUCUCCAAAUGCGGAAAAUCUCAGAGUUCACAAAAAAGAGAGUGGGUGAGAAGAUAAGGGAGCUGAAUGACCCGUCACCUCCUGCACACACAGGCACACAACCCUGACACACACAGGGACACAGACAGAGGGGAAUCACUCAGCACCUUCAAGUGUGUACAUCAGGGAUGUGUUACACACAGAGAUGAUAAUAAUAUGUAGAAUAUUUUCAUCUGAAGUGAUGGUGGAAGCUGCAGACUCCCAGUUAGUUGAAUUUUUAUUAGUUGUCUGUCCAGAACAUCUAACGCUAUUCCUCCCCCUGUGCUUUCAUAUAUCCAAAUAUUAAGGCCAAGCUCUGCCUGGUGUAAUCUCAGGAGACCAAGAACAGAAGAGACCUUGAACUCCGAUGAGUCAAGCUGAGAGAUGAAUUUAUCCCACUAUCUUUGAAAAACUGGCAUCAAAUAGUUACAUGACAGUGGUGUCCAGGCUCACAUUUAAAAAGCAGGGACCAUCUUCUAAUUCUCUUGGGAUUCUGAAUUUGCAGAUAAUACUAAAUUGGGCAAAAUAGAGGUGAGGAGAUAGGCAAAGAGGUCAUAGGGAGCUCUGGAAAACAAAAACAAGCUCAGAAAUUUGGGGCUGCUGUAGUAAAAGCUGUCCCUGAGCUCUGCCGACAGAAGCUGAUCUCAAGCACUGCUCAGUCUGUGGGGAAGGCUGGUGUAAGGAGAUGUGCAGAGAUGGCAGGCCUCACACUGGGCACAAUAUAGCAAGAAUUAAAUCUGCCCAUGUGAUUUUAGGCUUGUUCACAGACUGCAUGAGAUGCAACUCAUUGUAGUGUUGAAAUAAAACAGACUAGAGAGGUAAUGAGAGAAGGAGAGAGCUCUCAUUCAGACUUUUCCCAUCCUUUCUUUCGUCCUCUCACUCCAGUAUCUCCCUGCCUAUCAGUUCCCCAUGGUUUCCCUACAGUCAAGCUCCCCCAGAGAGCGUUGCCUCAGUUUCUGGGUAGUUUUGACCAGCUAACUCUAUACAGCACCCAAAUUGCUAAUUCUUUCAGCCUUAGGAAGGGGACAUUUUCAGCAACUAUCUAUUUCCCACUUAUUACUACCUUGUCAAAUCUCAUUUCAUCUUUCUUUCGAAAAAUCUGUAGGAUUCUUUUCACACUCCAGCCUCAUUGCUGCAUCCUUGCCUCAGUCUGGCUAUGUGAGUGGAUUAUUUUUUGUACUCAGUGUAUGCACCAUAUAUAUGCACAAAAAUACAUCCCCCUUUGAAACCAACUAAUACUAAAUUGGCAAAGCCCAGCAGUAGGGAGUUAGGAAAUGUGGGGUUACUGUUCUCAGUAAUCUUAAUUCAAUCUCUUUGUGCCUGUGCCUCUUAGAGUCCUUAACCACAUCCUCACAUUGUCACCUCAUUCUUUGCACAGGAUGCCUGCCUUGUUCUGUGCCAGCCUGGCAGGGGCUUUCUUGAACAGCAGCUAUUCAAUGUUUUGUUUUCUCCUCAUUGUUCAGUGGGUGGCCUGUGCCUCAUUUACUGUACAUUAUUCAAGUCCUGCUCUAAAGGCAGAAUUAUUAGUUUCCUCAUGGGUUUUCCUAUGGCUUUCAUCACAACAGUAUCUGAUCGCUUCACAAUUAUAAAUCUACUUACUUUCAUUACCACCCAGAGGUGAGGAGAUGGUAUUAGAUCAGCUGGGCAGCUGAGGGACUAAGGCAGUGAGAGAUUAAGAUAAAAACUGUUCAUUAAUUUUGGAAACUCUUUGGUGAUGUGGUUAAUCUGUUGGUGCUUUUUUUCCCAGUGUACUUAGCAGUGUAUAAUGUGUAUUCAAAGCAGAGCUCUGUCUGGUUUGUGCUAGAGUGGGAGAGUUUAUCACUUCCACCAGUUGCACCACAUGUAGAAGUCAGAUACCCAAAAGACAAGAAAUGGGCAUUUGUGGGGGAAUGUGGCUUAAGUGAUUUGCCUCAUUAUGACAGAGAAAAUUGUACUGAGAAGCAAGAAUUAACCCCAGUCCUCUUGGAUAGCUUUAUCUGAUUACAAACUGGAGACAGUUUUUCUCCCAUCCCACUAUUCCCCCCUUUCUUUACCAGACAUCUGAGUGCAGCAGAAGACCCUGGAGCUCUGCAGGCAUCACUUGCCAGACUGCUUCACUUUCCAAGCCACCCUGUGCCCUGACCAAGGCAUCUGUCAGCUUUUCUGCUUCUAAGGGAGAGCAGUUUCAUAUGGAAAUUCUCAGCCAUUCUCAAAGCAUGUCCAUAAUGACAUAAAAAAUGGAGAAAGGCAGAAAUAUAAGUGUAAACCCCGUGGUUCUUACAUUAAAACCCUCUGGCCCCUCUUCAAAGAUACACUAGAGAGACUUAAAAGCAUGCAUCUCUCUGCUCAUUGCAUGCUGUAUGGCAUGAAUAUUUCUUUGUUUCAGGGAAGAGCUAGCAUGCUGAGUAUUGCUCACAGAGAUCUCUCUGUUGCUUAUCAAUAGCAAUAAAAUUGAUCUCCCCCCAAAUAUCAAAGUCUUUCUGUUGUCUUCUGGGAAUUAUUUCUAAUUUUAAGCCUCUAGCCUCGUGCCUCUUACAACAGCACCCAAAGCUUGGAGCAGUCUCCAAACUGUGCUCCCUAAUGGCAUAGGGUAGUGCUGAAUUACUCAUUCCUCCUUGUCUAUUUUCAGUGCUGCAAGAUAAGUCAGAAACUGGGCAAAUGUGUGCAGAAUGUGUGAAAUCUGUCAGAAGGUCAAACAGAGAAGAGAGGCUAAGGUAUGAAGUUCUGUAUUUUCUGUCAGAGCUUAAAUUUUUUAAUGCCCAUAUAAUACUAAAAAUAUUGUGAUAAUAUAUACUGUUGAGUGGGGAAAAAAACAACAACCAAACCCAAACCAACAACCAUCCCCAAAUACUUAUAGUAACAGGAAUACUUAACAUAGUUCCCAAGCGACAAGAGCCUGACGAGUAUUUUAAACCCUGAAGCCUCAGGAAUUCUCCUAAAGUAUUGCUCUGCUCCCAAGGAAAAGGGAACAAAGUUAGAAAUGUGUGCUCUUUUCUGGGUAGAUUUUGAAAAUAGCAGCAAAUGCAGAAUAUUUUGGCUCCUGAUACAAAUGCUGAAUACUGUGAGGCUUCUGAAUAACUAUUUAGGCUGCUCCUAGCUGCACACACAUAUGCACACACAUGUUACAUGCAUGAAGUUCUUCAAAGAGAGGAACACAUAGGCAGCAGUAGGGGAAAACUUUCAUCCACACUGCUUCACCAAGGAAUUUUGAUAGGUUUAUUAUCAUGGAGGGAGACUUCAAUGCUUAAGGCUCAUUCAGCACAGGACUUUUUUAGCUGAGGUUUGUCCAGGAAAGCCACUUAUCCUCUAAAGGUUGUUACAGUACUUGAGGAACAGGGGCUAUGCCUCAGUUUACCUGAGUUGUUAAAACCAGAAUGCUUCAAAGCUCCUUAGACAUGACAAAUGGGCAGCCAAAGAAGCCUUCAGGAAAUAAAAGGAGCCACCACAGAUCUGAGGUGGCAAUUAGUCAGCAAACUUUACAUUCAGUCAGAUUGCCUCUUUCUAGGUGGGUAUAUUCCAGGGGUACCAUAUUCUCAAGGUGGUCUAUUCUUUGAAAAAGCAGUGUUAAAUCAUGGAAAUGUAAUUGCAUAACUAUUCCAAGUACAAAAAGGGUGGGGAAAGUUAGGAAGGCAAAUAAAAAGAAGCAGCAGCUUCUGGUGUGGGAGAGGACAUUUGUCCCUUCAGGUCUGUGUGGCUCCUUACUGAGGCUGCCACGGGCAGUGUGGGGAUGGAGGAGAAAGGCAUUCAUUCCCUGGCGGCGCGCACAGAACGUGUGACUGCGAGAUACCAGCAAAGCACUUCUCUGCGCUGGAGCUACAUUCCCAGGCUCCAUGUCACAGACCAGCCAGGACACAGUACUCUCAAGGAAAAGAAGCUGCAAUAUUUUGAAAGCAUCCUGCAGACUUCAGAAUAUAGGCGGUUAAUGCAGACACUUGAUAAAGUGUUUAUACCCUGAAAGCCUCUCCUAGAGGGAAGAGAAAUCAAGAUGUGAAUCUGCUCUGAAGGCAAAGAUUUCCAGAGCUUUCCCUAAGUCAGCUCCAGAGGAAGAAACAGCUGAAAGGAUUUGAGGGAAAAGAGACAUGUGCUUGGAUGAUGGUGAGCAGCUUGAAGUGAUACCCUUGGGAGAGUUCUCUUGAUGGUUUGAACUGAGGCUCUCUGAAUAUGAAACCCUGAGCACCUACUGAGGAGCUCUUUUGAAAUCCAGUUUGAAAAACAUCUCUGCCUCCAGUUGUGCUUUGGACCUUGGAGCUCAGCAAAUCAGCCUAAAAACUGUUUGGGAAGACAACUCCUGAGAUGAAGCUCUGAACUUACAUGGACACAAAUGCCCAGAAAUACAGAAGAGUGGCCUGAAACUGUUGGUUUGAAGACCGUAAGAAAUGGGUGACUGGAGUUUCUUGGGGAACAUUUUAGAGCAGGUGAAUGAGCAAUCCACUGUCAUUGGGAGAGUUUGGCUCACAGUACUCUUCAUUUUCCGCAUCCUGAUCCUGGGCACGGCUGCCGAGCUCGUGUGGGGAGACGAGCAGUCAGACUUUGUGUGCAACACCCAGCAACCUGGUUGUGAGAACGUCUGCUACGAUGAGGCCUUCCCCAUCUCCCACAUCCGGCUCUGGGUCCUGCAAAUCAUUUUUGUAUCCACCCCUUCACUAAUGUACUUCGGCCAUGCUGUGCACCACGUCCGCAUGGAGGAGAAGAGGAAAGAGAGGGAGGAAGCUGAGAGGCGCCAGCAAGCUGAGGUGGAUGAAGAGAAACUGCCCCUGGCUCCAAACCAAAACAAAGGCAACAACCCUGAUGGAACCAAGAAGUUUCGCCUGGAAGGUACUCUCCUGAGAACGUACAUCUUCCACAUCAUUUUUAAAACCCUCUUUGAGGUGGGAUUCAUAGUAGGUCAGUACUUCCUGUAUGGCUUCCGAAUUCUCCCCCUUUACCGCUGCGGGCGGUGGCCCUGUCCCAAUCUUGUGGACUGUUUUGUCUCCAGGCCCACGGAGAAGACCAUCUUCAUUAUGUUCAUGCUGGUGGUGGCUUCUGUGUCCCUAUUCCUCAACCUGGUGGAGAUCAGUCAUUUGAUCUUGAAAAGAAUCCGGAGGGCUCUGAGGAGGCCAGCAGAGGAGCAGCUUGGAGAGGUCCCAGAGAAGCCACUCCAUGCCAUCACAGUCCCCUCCAUCCCAAAGGCCAAAGGCUACAAGCUGCUGGAAGAAGAGAAGCCGGUGUCCCACUAUUUUCCUCUCACGGAAGUAGGGGUUGAGCCCAGCCCCCUUCCAUCAGCCUACAAUGAGUUUGAGGAGAAGAUUGGGAUGGGACCACUGGAAGAUCUAUCCCGGGCAUUCGAUGAGAGGUUACCAUCAUAUGCGCAAGCGAAGGAACCAGAAGAGGAGAAGGUACGAGCAGAGGAGGAGGAACGAGAGGAGGAGCAGCCAGGGCCUCAGGAAGAGCCAGGGAUGAAGAAAACAGAAGAGGAGAUGGUGAGAGAUGAAGUGGAAGGGCCUUCAGCACCUGCUGAACUUGCCGCUGAUAUGAGACCCCUGAGCAGGCUAAGUAAAGCCAGCAGCCGGGCCAGGUCAGAUGAUUUGACUGUAUGAAGGUGCAGGAUGCGGGGAGCACGUGAAAAGGAAAAGGUUGAAGAGAAAAGAAGAGAUAGAGAAAGAAUCAAAAGAUAUUUUUAAGCAAAGUGCUAAAAUGGCCACUUGAAUAUUAUUUCCUUUUAUGAUUCUCAACUGGAAAGGUACUACCAUGGUAACAGUGCCUUAUUUGCCCCAUAUGUCCCUGUAUUUCCCUGUUUCCACAUGCCAGCUCACUCCUUACAGUAAUAUCUACACUGUACACAUAACUGAUGUAUUUUAAAGCCUAACACGGCAGUGAUACCCAAAUGUUGCCACUGUGAUCAUAUUUACUGAAAGCCUUGUGUUCCACAUUUCUCUAGGAAUGUGGGGUGGAUCUGUCUUCCAGUCAGCCAGUGAGGGGAAAGACUGAUCAACAACUUUAUCUAGUCUUUCUCUUUCUAUUUCCUCCUAUGGCUCACUGAGCAGAUCUCCCCUUUGCUGUUGGCAUGGAAUUGCAGUUAUUUAAUUCACAAAGUGAAUUCUAUGCUUAGCAUCAACACACUAAAAUACUAAGCCAAACUUCCCUUCUUCAUUCAGAAAAUAAAGGCAAAAAUGUUCCAAAUUUCUCUGCGAAUGCAUAUCUGAGUUAGGUAAAUAUAUUUUCCCUGGUCAAAAAUAUUUCUUCUCUUCAAGCGAUAUUGACAGUGGGCAAGGUUAACAGCAGCUCUUUACUAGGACUUAGCAGAUGCCCAGAGAUGGAUUAUUUGUUCCCAUGAGGGUCAUCCAGCCCUGAGACUAGUUCAGAAUACUGGAAAGAAUAAAUUCAAGUGAUAUUUUUCACUUGUAGCCUUGUGACUUAAAGAUUUGAAACCAGAUUUAGCCAAGCAAGAGGGAAAAAAAUCUGAGAAAGGAGGGGACAGCUACAGCCCCCAGAGCAUGAAACCAAAUACAAGCCUUCAUGGUAUGAUCCUGAAAAGUGUUCAGUUCCUGGAGCUUCCAGGCUCCCAGGCACUCAGCAAAUCUCAGGUACAGAGUCCUGAAGGCAUCUGUGAACCUAAACCAGGGAUCUAGAUAACUAUGUGACUUUUUAAACUUCCAAAUACAAAACUGGUUGGUCAAGUUUGAAAAGACUGAUAUGGCAAAAGUCUUUUGACAGCCUUUGUUUUUAAUUUGACAGACAGGAGCCAUUCAGUGGGCUACUUCUCCCUGAAAUGCCAAAGUCUUGGUCAAGUAAGACAAUGCCUUUCAAAAGAUGACUUAGACCUUUUUGCCAACAGGUCUGUACAGAACUCUCAGAGACUCAGAAAAAUCUUUUUUUACAGAAGGCAGAAAAUGAUGUGCUUGCAAAUAUUUAGUUGUCUAAUAUAGAUUUCUAAUUUUAGGACUACGGCAGCAACUCUUGGCUGGGACAGUGCAGCAAUGUGUUCAAAAGCUUCAGGUUAACAGCUAUCUCCCCCCAAAACUGAGCCCCAUGCCAAAAAAGUGCAGGUAUGCACUCUGCUCUGCUCUGCUCUGCUCUGCAAACCUCAGACCCUGCCAUGUCAGCAAAUUCUUUCUGCUGGGCUGCAGCCCAUCCCAUUGUUCCCAGGGCAGGCUCUAAUCCAGGUCAGGGAAAAAAAGGUCUUUGGCACAAUGCAUCAAACUCAUCCUGCCAUCAGCUAGAAAAGACCCCCUGCGGCCUCCCAUUGUAGCAGGUCUGACUCAAAGCCCAGGAAAGGCAAAUGGGAGUCUGUGAGAGCCCUGGGUAGGCUUGAGCCCUGUCCCAGCCCCAGAACAGUCAGUCCUGUCGCUACUGAUCCCACCCCUUUGGUGGAGUUCCCUGCCUGGCCGGACUUCACUGCCGAGUGACAAUAAGAUGUACAUAUGUAGAAAGUUUGGAGGGUGCAUUGGGAUUCUUCAGCUGCCACAGAGGUGCCACAUAUUGGUUUUGUUUUUUUCCUUUUUUAUUUUUUUUUUUUUACACUAUUCAUCCUUUUGCUCCUCUUGGGCCUGUGUAUUUUCCUAAGGUUUGCAGCCUGAGGUCAAAACCUUUUUUCCUUAGACAAGGCUGUUGGGUGUCCUUCCUUGUGAAGGAAGACUGGAAGGUCCCACCUCAGUUUUGGGAGGGAAUAUGACAAAACAACACAUGCAGAGAGUUCAAGAUACUAGAACUAAAGUUCAAGUAUCUAGAACUUGAAGUAUCUUGAACUAAAGUUCAAGUAUCUAGAUACUAGAACUAAAGAAAAGGCUAAGAUUUAGAUGAACAACACAAUCACCACACUUACACUAGAUGGGAUCUACUUUAUUUUCUCCAUAGAAAGAGACGAGUUGGAAUGAUUCUAAGCAUUAACCAGCUCACUUGUUGAAGGGGGUUAGAAACACACUUUCCUGCAAGUAAAAGCCACAACCUUGUAACAGUUUAUAUCAGGUAUCUGCAUCAGAGCAUCUGACCCUUCCAGAUACCAAGGUACUGGCCUGGUUGAAUCACACCCACCCCUGUUGACUUCUAGUUACUUGAAAAUUCCACUCCUGAUCUCUGACAUUCAUACAUUCAUUAGACUACAGGACUACUUAAAGAUGAGUGCUUGUUCAUCAGGAGUACAUGGUUCAUAAUGUGGCUGUCAGGCGGGGCAGUCUUUAAUCACCACAUGUUAAUUAUGUCCUUUUCCACUGGAGAGCCUCAGUAAAAUGCACCAUGUGCAGUGUACUCCAUGGACACCGUAGUUCUCUCACAGCUGCCACAGGAAUGCUCCUUUCUUCCUCUAGGUCCCGACAGCACAAGAAGAAGCUGGCAUUUUCCUCCCGCAUCCACUCAACUGCUUCUUGAUUUUUUAUUUUUUAAAGUCAGUUUUCAAGUACUCUGCUUGGCUGGCAGUGGAUCUGCCUGGCUGGCAGUAGCCCCCAAGCACAGGCCACGGCAUCAGGACAGUGCUGCUCGGCAAAGGGGGCAGGGAACAGCCUGGUCUUCUGGCACUCGGCCUCACCUCUGCAAGGAAAUCUCUGUGGGACUGUCAGCAAGUCAUUCUUCCUUCUUGUGCAAUUGGGAAUCAUUUCCUACCUUACAAUCAUGAUGUGAGGCCUGACAUGUUCUGCUAGUUAUGGAAAGGGAGGUCCUUGGAUGGAAAGCCCUACAGAUGAGCAAAGGAUUAUUGCUAUUUCUUGAUGUGAUAGCACAUAAAUGUGCUUUAUUCCAUCUCAAUGAGACAAACUUAAUAGUUUAUUCAAGAAAUUCCUAGUGAAGUUGCAUAACAUCCUCAGAGCUGUGAAUUCAGUGUACGACUCUACUCAAAAAAAUCUUAGCAAAACAUAAAGAUAUAUAUGAUGAAUGAGGAAUAUUAUUUCCUUGGGAAGGGGGAAAUCACUGAAAUUAGAGCCAUGCCUGGAUCAUUUAAAAAGGUGUGUUUUACCCCCUUGGCUCCCUGUGCAAAUAAAUUCCUAACUGAUCACAUGGCUCUCUGCAAGGAGCAUAAGAUGCAAGAGUCAAAAUCACCAAAGGAGGUGAAAGUAGAAGAGCAAGGUAGUCUCUUAGCUUACAAUAGCAUGUGGGGGUUGGUGUUCUCUAGUGUCUAGAGCAGUGGACCUAGGAUAAUAAUCUUAGAUUUAUUUCCAGCUCUGCUUCUGACUUGCUGUGAUAAUCACUUUACCUCUCGGUGCCUUUUUCUCCACCUGUAAAAUGGGUGUAAGAAUUUCCACCUACCUCACAGGGAUGUUGUGAGGCUUCCUUAAUUCUGUUUGUAAAGUAAGUAGGAAUGAUCUGAUGAAAAGCACUGCUGAAAUGCAUGGUAUCCUUGUUAUUUCUUGGCAGAACUGCUAACUUGAGUAAUAUAUGACUCCUCGACCAGAAGGGCAGUAGUUUGGAAAUGUGAACACUGCACUGCACUGACAGCAUUAACACACAUGUGGAUUUGCCGUGGGUAAAAAAGACUUUAUUGAUUCCCUCACCUUAGCCAAGGCCAUGUAUGAAGCUGUGGCGACAGUGUGGUGAUGUGGAACCCUCUUCUCCAUCCCCAGCAUCCACUCUGGGGCAGCAUUUGUGCUUAAAUAAGGCAGUUCCUGAAGCACUUGGUUCAAGUUGGUGGAGCUCUGACAGUUUUGAGGUGCUUGCAAGGCAUGUGGGAGAGGGUUGUAUCAUACAGAAUAUUGCUGGGCUUCUGUUUUAAACCACUCAGAGCAACAGAGACCGACACCCACAACCUCUCAGUGCUGAAACACAGUGAGGUGCAGAUUCCUCUUCCUGCAGGAGAGGAGAGUUUUGGGGGAUCUCUGCUCUCUAGGUCUGUGUGGGCAUCAAAUUUACUUAAUGAUGAGGGAAGUCCUAUCUCUCCUGCUGCCCAGUAACUCACUGACUGUGCAGUUUUACACUUACAGAGCAGCUGUGUCACACAAUGCUGAAAAAAAAGUGGCAGUUUGCUGUUUUGUAUAGAAAAUGGCUUUUCAGGCUGACAACCAAAAGUAAUCCUAGCCUAGGCUUAGUUUUGUUUAGUAAAGACAGGAACAUCCAUGAGUACUACACUAAAGCCUUCCUGUAAGCCCAAGGCAGCUGUGAUAAAACAGUAUAUGGUGCCAGAUUUCCUGAGGGCCAGGGCUGGAUAAAAGUACCAAAAUCAGGGGGCUUGUCAAAGUAUUGGAAUAAUUUUACUUCCCAACAGAAUGACAUCGCCAUUCCUUGGGCUCUGUGUGUGCUAUACCUUUUAACAUGGCUCAGGAAAGGCUUUUUGCCAACACCAAAUGUGCUCACACAGCUGAGCAGUAACCAUGGCAAGUGAAUAUGUGUCAGCUUUGCCAAGACAUAGCCUGGCACACUAUCCUUUCCUUGCCACUAGCUUGGCACCAGCCUAUUUCAGUAGAAGAGGCAAGACUUGCAUAUCUGUCAACAAUUCAAGCUUUCCUCUCAGCAGCCUGCUGUACAAAGAGACACAGGAGGUUUGUUCAGCCUGGAGAGGAGGGGGCUGAGGGCAUUGGGAGCCCUAAGUGCUUUCUACAGGUUCCUAAGGGGGUGGAAUUCCAGGGACAAUGGAGACUCUUGACAGAGGAGCACAGCAAAAGACCAGAGGCAACAAUCACAACGAGCAGCAAAGGAAACUUUUGCCUUAAAAAACUCUGUCAAGGAAAGAAAUUGUUCAGAUGGAGAGUGGUUCAGCACUAAAGCAGGUGUCCAGAGACAUGGUGGGAUCUUCAUCCUUGGGGGAUGAAGUUUGGUUUGGAGAAAGCACUGAGCAUCCAAAUCAGUGCAGCCACUGUGGAGUGACAUGUGUAGGGCACUUCCUGCCUCUCGGGAUGCUCUGGUAGAGCUGGUUUAGGCUGUCCCAAAGGCCACACCACCUCCCCAGGCACCGGCAGAGGCUGACGCACACACAGAGUCAGCUGGUGAAGUGUUCAAGGCCUGGCUGGAUGGGGCUCUGAGCAGCCUGGUCUGAUGGAAAGUGUCUCUGCCCAUGGGAGGGGUUUGGAACUGGAUGAUCUUCAAGGUCCCUUCCAACCCAAAGUAUUCUUAUGAUUCUGUGAUUCUGUGACAUUUUUGGUAGCUACAAAAGCUGCUUGAGGCCAGGAUCGUGUUGUUUAACUGGUUUGGAGAAAGCAUUAUAAAUAAAAUUUAAAAAAAAGAAAAAAGAGAGUAUGCUUUUCAACAGAUAAAAUCAUGGAAACCUAGCGGCUUAGGUCUGUCCAUAUUUUAACUUCAGCGUCAAGUGUGCCUUUAAAUCCAUCUGAAAGUGCAGAGGACUGCAUUUUAACAUUCUGUCAACAAAAACCUGUGUGUUUUAAAGCUUGCUGAUCUGGGAUGAAGCAGCACUGAAUAGAAAUGGUGAUUACAGAGCUACUGACAGAACAUUUUGAAAAAAACAAAGAGUGUUUGCCUUCGCCUUGCUAGAUCCAGCUUGCUACAGAGAAAGCAAACCAGGCAUUUACUGGCUUCCAAGGUGGAAAAGCUAUAUACAAAAAUGCUCAGGUAAGUUUUUCAGUACAUACAUGUUAGUUCACAAAAGAGUCACAGACAACCCUGUAAAGGAAUCCGUGAAUUGCCAGUGAACAUCGUCACCUGAACUCAUCAGAAAAGACUCAAAAGAAAUGCAGAAAUCAGAAUGAUGAGGGAAUGCUUCCAGCUUCAGAGUUCUUGUUUAUGAAAACCUCUGGAGAGAAGAAAAAAGAAAAUGGGUGGCUGGCUGCCAGCUAAGGCUAUUUGUCAUAAAUAUGCCCCGUAGCACCUUCUGGAAACCUGUGUGAUUUCUAAAUAUACUCUUGGCCAAACCCCAUGAUUUAAUUCAAUAUGCUGCACUCUCCUGCAUUACUUAAAAGGCUUGAUUUUGGGUCUCUCUACAAACGGAACAUAAAAUAGCCUCGUUCACUAUAAUAUGUGGAAGAAGAACUACAACUGAGAAGGUGCCUUUGUACCUGUGGAGGGCCAUGGACCCUUCUCCCCACACACACACAUCAGCAACUAUGUGAGGAGGAACGGCACAAAAUAAAUCUCCCAUCUUCUUUUCACAUUUUUGUCUUCGCUGAAGGAGAAGCCCUGGGGCUGAGAGAUGGGUGUAGGGCUGGGUUUUUCCUGUAGGAAUUAUCUUGUUCCCUAUCUGUUUCUCCCAAGGCCCAGGGAUCAGUAAUGUACAGCUAAGCAGAGGCAUGUUUCAAGCCUAUUUCCAAACACAUGCAAAGAAGGAAGUUUAAGACCUAUGACCAAACUCUGCCUUGUUUUUUACCCUUGUGUGGAAGUUGAGUUGCCAAGGCAUAAACAAGAUCAGAAUUUGGCUCUCUGUAACUUAUUUUUAAAGGAUUUCCUGUUAACCUUGGUCUCUAAAAGGUAACCAACAGCUAACCUUGCCCCACAACCUACCAACACAGAACAAAACAACCACAAAUCCCUCCAAACUCAGGAAUCUCAUCGCUUUAGGAAACAACAUUUUUAAAGUAGCAGAUAGAGAGAACAGGCAAGGCCCGAUCUCAGGUCUGCAUUACCUGGCAGUGAUACCAGAAGGUGUAAAACAAAAGGUCUCAGAUCAGAGACAAUAACCUGCUCCCUCAGUUCAUUUCUCCAUGAAGACUGAAUGUUUUCUUCUCUUUGCAAUACUGCAGACAAGGAGGCAAGUUUAAAACCAAGAAGUCUGGGAGCAAGACAGAAAGCCAAAUAAUCAGAGACUGUGGGACUAAUCUGGUGGGUGUCUCAGCACAACCAAACAUAGAUUUGUUUUCUUAGUGAAAUGAGUUGUAAUGAAUAAAGUUUCCUGAUUUUCAGUCA
Molecule: messenger RNA, 13413 nt
Organism: Motacilla alba alba
Lineage: Eukaryota; Metazoa; Chordata; Aves; Passeriformes; Motacillidae
Gene: GJA8
Product: gap junction protein alpha 8
Exons: 5
Coding region: 5040-6239 (399 amino acids)
Biological process (GO): cell communication
Cellular component (GO): connexin complex
Source: RefSeq, a predicted model, not a curated record